Messenger RNA from Diachasmimorpha longicaudata, 2100 nucleotides. RefSeq lists its product as uncharacterized. The transcript is spliced from 7 exons. The coding region runs from base 39 to 2051 and encodes 670 amino acids. NCBI's taxonomy places the organism in Eukaryota, Metazoa, Arthropoda, Insecta, Hymenoptera, Braconidae. The record is from RefSeq and is a predicted model, not a curated record.
UCAGUCAUUCAUAGUCAACCGAAGAAGUUAUUAGGAAAAUGAAGAUAACUGUGAAGUUCUCACUGCAUGUCGUAUCAGUCCUGCUCCUUCUGCCGCUGUCAGGCCAUUGCCAGGGGCAGAGCCAGUAUCCUCACAUCAUCAACGAGGGCUUCAGCAUCCUGAGUUAUGCCAACGCUAUGGACAUCAAUUCGGGGAUAAGCACUCUCUACAAUCAGUUGCGAAAUUAUGACAGAGAAUUCACUGAGAAUCUGUCUCUCAUGGACCUGUUCCGGCUUUAUGGAGAUCCUCAGACUCUUCUUACAAUAUGUGAUGGUCAUAUGGGGGUGAAGAUGGACGCGGAGCAGGCGAGAAGUGGGGGACAGGCGUAUUGUGCCCUCAUUCGGGAAUUUAUCACACAAAUUCGGAAUAUCCAAGCUCGGAUCGAAAAGAUUGGGGAUUAUUACAGAAGAUCUAUAGAGGAUUGGGAAGGGCAGAAUAGCGCGUGGAAACAAUCCGUUGAUGAGUUCUACAGAUCCGUCACGAGUGGCUGCGAGAAUGACAGGAACAGGUCGCGGUGCUUCUUCCAUCGCGUUGCAGGGAAUGAGUUCAAACAGUUUCUUCAAAAAAUACCAGCAUUUUCAACGAGAUCGAUCCACCAAGAGGUGUACCUUUCAUAUCUGAAAGUAAGUAUCGCUCUCCUAAAGUGUUACGCUGAGGAGAUAGUCCGGAUCAGACGAAAUAGUCCAUGGUCCAGUCAGCAGAUGGAGGUUGAAAAAUGGCAGGCAGAAUUUGCUGUGCGCGUUGCGAGUUUUGGAAGAAUGGCUAUUGAUGCUUUAAGAGUUGCACCGAGGGACAUAAUGCCGAGGGAUCCGUAUGAACACAUCGAAGGACGGACAUACAUCCGUUUGAAGUGGUUCAUCGAACAGAUAAUCGUCAACGAAGCGAACUUGCACAAAGACGCCUCGUGCUGGAACACAUGCAAUGAUUAUGACACAGCUGAGUUCAAGCCAUAUGGAGAUGUUCCCAUGGAAGAACAUGACGUGUGUCACGGGAUGAUCCACAAGUGCUACUUGCAAUCUCUGGGACCGCUGUGUUCUCCGGUGCCGCAUAUGAGCAGACGUUACGGGGGUAUCAAAGGGAUCACUCAAAUGCAGAAUCGAUCGAUCUGUAAUGAGUGGACCAAGAAAACCGACGACCUUUACUGGGUUCAAAGUUCAAUUUUUGAUAGGUGCGAUGUCUGUACCUGCCUCUGCGAUGAUUUCCGAGAUCCCUAUACUGUUAGAACGUUUAGUCUGAGACCUGUGACAUCGGAUAUCGAUUCCAAUAUGGUAAUAACUGGAGUGAGAUUCCAAGAAGCCGCCGGUGUCAUCCACAUUCAGAUUCAGGAGGCGAGACUUCUCAGACGGGGGGGCAUCGACGGCUUCACCCGACGGUGGGUGCCCGUGGAGGGUUUUAGCCCCCCUAAACCUGGCGAAAUUAGUGAUGAUUACUUCACAAUGCGUUAUUUAUUCGAAAGAAGUGUUAGUCUGAACACUGUGAGCACUGGCGAUCAGCAUGUUCGGGAACUGAUCAUGAAGAACAGUCCACGGAGGACGAAUUACUCUUGGGUGCUCACAGGCGUCAGGUUAACGAGGGGCAAAGCAAGUGCUCAACUGGUUAUUGGGAUUAGACUGACUGCUGCCGAUAUGACAUCGGGAAUGCUGGUUCAAGCUAAUGAUUGGGAUGGCUGGGUUUAUCCGGAACAUCAGGGCGGAACUUAUGAGGUGAACAUAGAAGAGCCAGAUAUCUCCAUUUACGGUCCCGAGUGGAAUGUGGAGGUCGAAGGUGACAGCCUAUACGUCAAAUUUCAGCCAACUGAUAAUAUAAAAGAUUUUGGACAGACUACGGUACCGUUUCUGGAUAGUCAGGAUGUCGUCGCGGAACCUCCAAUACCGCUGUCGGGCGUUGGAUUGUAUUACAAGGGACAGAAGGGGUAUGGUGGCUUCAUCGGACUUAAAUUGAUGUCUUUUGAUUUUACAGAACUUGUAGCUACUGAAGCGUCACGGUGGUCCACAAAAAAUUCUUCCCACUGAUUAUUUCUCAAUUGUACGUGUCAAAUAAAGAGAAAAUUUUUGAAAAUAA